CUAAUUCGCAUAACCAUUCAUGGAAAAAUAAUCAAAACUCCAGAGAAAAUAUAGUAAACAUAAGUAUUUUGGUCUUUUGGAGUGCGGAAUCAGCGAUUUGUAAAAGUCUUGACGUCUCUUUGCAUUGAAUUCAAGAAUAAUUUUCAUUUCAACAGAAAAUAUAUUACGACUACGCGAUUCAUCUGGUGGCUUAUCGCAUCGAAAUAAACUCCCCUAAAAUUUAUUUUAUAGAAUUUUGUUUUUGUUCUUUUGUGUUUUUAUAAAAUUAGCCAAUAAACUCGCAAGAAAAAUGGAUACCGAUCCAAUGGGUCCUAAAAACCAACCACAUCACGUUGGCUUCCAAGGUGGUGACCAGGGACAGGCACAACCACCUCAGACUACAGGUCAAAAUGAAAAUACUGCUCCUUUGCAAGGGUAUCCUCAAGCAAUACCGGUUUUCGGAUUUGUCCAGCCAUCUCAUCCAACUAACAACUACGGUGGCCCUCAAGGAGUGUAUCCAACACCAUCAUCGGGUGGAUUUGAUCCCCAGCCAAAUUCGACUCCUGCAAACUACAAUAAACUAUUCGAUCCUGAAUCACAACAAAAUAUGAAGAACUUCUCGUUCAGCGACCAAACCAUUCGUAGAGCAUUCAUUCGUAAAGUCUAUAGUAUACUUAUGUGUCAAUUGCUGGUAACAUUUGGAGUGGUUGCAUUGUUUGUGUACGACGACACUACACAAGAAUUUGCUAGGAAGAACCUUUGGUUUUUCUAUGUUGUUAUUAUCACAGUCUUCGUUAGUACAUUGAUGAUGGGAUGCUUUGAGAAUUUCCUACGUAAGACACCACACAAUUUUAUGUUCCUAGGAUUUUUCACUGGAGCUGUAUCGAUACUUGUGGGUUAUGUCUGCACCGUAUAUGAUCCUGAAACGGUAAUAAUGGCCGUUGGUGUGACUGCGCUGCUAUGUCUAGCAUUAACCUUGUUUGCCUUACAAACGAAAUAUGAUUUUACCGCCUGUGGUGGUAUACUCAUUACAGCAUUGAUGCUCCUAAUGGUUGUUGGACUUGUAUCCAUUUUCUUGCCCGAUAAACGAUUGAAAAUUAUCUAUUCGGCUUGUGGUGCAUUAUUAUUUUCGUGCUAUUUAAUCUACGACACCCAAUUGAUGAUGGGUGGUGAACAUAAAUUUGCAAUCAGUCCAGAGGAUUAUAUAUUUGCCUCCAUUAAUAUUUAUUUGGAUAUUAUUAAUUUAUUUUUGUACAUCUUGAGAAUUCUUGGAUCCAAGAAAUGAUAAGUGAUAUUCAAAAAAUAUUUAUUAAAUUAUAUUGUAUGCGUGUAAUUUUUAUCGGUGUAGCAUUUUAAAUAAUUGUAUGUUAUUUUUAUAUUUUUGUUUGUCCCUACGUUGAUGUGUAGCGUAUAUUUUUUGUGACACUGUGAUGUACAUAUAUAAUAAUACUUUUUUGUAAAAGAAAAAAAAAGUUACAAAAUUUCCGUAUUGAUAUUAUUUGUGAAAUUAAAUAAAACAAAAAUCAUUCUAUUUUCGAAUCUCAAAAAUUAGUUUUUUUUUAAACACAAUUUAUAUAAUUAUACACAUUCCUAUUUCUAGUUCAAAGAGUAAAACAUAAUUGAAACACUUUGUUUAAUUUACAGUAUUCAUUAUUUUUAAUUGUCUAUAAAAUGAAGAUAAUUUUUCUCUUAGCUGCAUCAAUAAACAUUUGCACGUUUACAAAUUACACAUUAAUCGAAUAACAGCUUUUUUCCAACGAAUUUCUCAGUACAUUCAAAAUGAUUGUUUUAUUAAAUUAACUUACUAUGGUAUAUAAUAUACAUACAUACAAUUAAUUCAAGAAAAUAUACAUAUUUUUUAAUGUAUAA
Eupeodes corollae is the source of this 1848-nucleotide messenger RNA. RefSeq names its product protein lifeguard 1-like. NCBI's taxonomy places the organism in Eukaryota, Metazoa, Arthropoda, Insecta, Diptera, Syrphidae. The transcript has 4 exons. Bases 290 to 1264 code for a protein of 324 amino acids. Gene Ontology annotation, cellular component: membrane. The record is from RefSeq and is a predicted model, not a curated record.